Daldinia caldariorum is the source of this 1587-nucleotide messenger RNA. RefSeq names its product ribosomal RNA methyltransferase MRM2. The transcript is spliced from 8 exons. Lineage: Eukaryota; Fungi; Ascomycota; Sordariomycetes; Xylariales; Hypoxylaceae. Gene Ontology annotation, biological process: RNA methylation. Gene Ontology annotation, cellular component: mitochondrion. The record is from RefSeq and is a predicted model, not a curated record. Gene Ontology annotation, molecular function: rRNA (uridine-2'-O-ribose)-methyltransferase activity. Bases 560 to 1528 code for a protein of 322 amino acids.
UUCGGAGUUAAUCGAAGGAUGCACGGAAAGCCACAUAUAUGUGUGAUUAUCUAGGUAAACUUGCAUAAAGAAAUUCGGGUCAGUCCUUCUCCGAAUCCUUCCCCCCUUGUAUCUAUUUAUUUUAUUUUUUUUCCUUGCAAGCCGAAAGCUCUGGAUAGCGAGAUGAGAGCUGUGGGCGGAUUACUUUAAGUACCUCUCUAACCUUAGAAGCUCACAUCUAUCUUCUACAUCAAUUUAAAUUUAAUGUAGGCUAUGUAUCAUAUUAUAUUAUAUGACAUUAUAUUAUCUUAUGGAGUAGUGGACAAGGUCUUCAUCUGUUAAGUGAAUACAUCCGUUAACUGGGUAACUGAUGUCACACCCAACACGGCCGUCCGCGUAUUCGUUUCCGUAUAAUUCAAUACCCCAAGACGGCGAAUUUUCAAAAAUUAGCACCGUUCAAUUCUUGAUUCUUGUUUGAUAUCAACCCAUUGAGGUUAUCCCGGUUAUUGUUUAUAUCAUCGCCGAACGGACAUGAGAUAACGUAUUAAUUAUCGUUACCCCUCUGAAACCCACAGCGUUGAUGCGGGUGUUGGCCAGAAGAAUAGCGGUGCCUCGUAAUGGAGGGCUCCUAGCAGCGGCCGCCGUUCCAUCUCCCGGAGUGUUCAGUCUUCUCGCGCAACCAGCGCAUGAGUAUAUACGAUGGUCCUCGUCUACGUCCAGGUGGAAGCAGCGCCAGUUGGCUGACCAUUACACUCGUGAGGCUAAGCUUCAGGAUCUCAAGAGCCGUGCUGCGUUCAAACUAUUCAGUAUGGACGAGAAGUAUAAGCUGUUCAAAAGGGGACAGACAGUAAUUGACCUGGGGUAUGCACCGGGUAGUUGGUCUCAGGUCGCCCAUGAUCGUACAAAGCCAAAAGGCCGCGUGAUCGGAAUCGAUAUUAUCCCGGCGCAGCCGCCUAGGGGCGUGUCAACCAUCCAAGGCGAUUUCUUGUCUCCGGGCGUUCGCCAGCUCGUGAAGGAUUAUCUAGUCGAGUUCGCGGACCGAAGAAAUCCGUCUGAGCCAGACGUCGAAGACUCAGAGGAAGGCAUGAUCACUGAUAGACCGAGCUACAUCGAUACCGAGCGUGCCGAAUCAGUUGAGUCCAGCCACGAAGACCUUUCCCGAAACGGGGAGAGACUUGUUGAUGUAGUUCUCAGCGACAUGUCAGAACCCUGGCCACAAAUCUCUGGAUUCACUGUCAAAACGUUAGCUCAUGCAUAUUUCAGGAUGAUGAACACGAGCGGUAUGAGUUUCCGAGACCACGCGGGUAGCAUAGACCUCUGUCUUGCGGCCUUGCAAUUCGCAAGCGACACGCUCAAGGCCGGUGGCCACUUCGUUUGUAAAUUCUAUCAAGGUUCCGAAGACAAAGACUUGGAGUUGAAGCUCAGGAAGAUGUUUGAAAAGGUCUAUCGCGAGAAGCCCGAUGCCUCAAGGAGCGAUUCGCGCGAGGCAUACUUCGUAGCACUGAAGAGGAAGGACAAUGUUACUCUCUCAAGUAUCGAAAAUAGCUAAACUAAGAAGGUUAAGGCUCUAAAUAUAAUACACGUGCAUAUUAUGUUUGUAUAAGAGUG